CAGCGGUACACAAGAAGCCUGAGUACCUGUGGACGGAGUAGGUAGUCAGGCCAUGAACUUGGGAGAUGGUUUAAAGCUUGAAACUGAAUUACUGGAUGGGAAAACCAAGCUAAUAUUAUCUCCAUAUGAACAUAAAUCAAAAAUUUCUGUGAAGAUCGGAAAUAAGACCAAGAUUGCAAAAUGUCCUUUAAGAACAAAACAAAGUGGACACAUUCUAAAAUCAACACAAAAUAGUAUUAGAAGUGAAAAACCUUUGCAAAAGAAAACUUCACAGGCAAAAAGUGAAAAAAAUAAAAUGAUGCUUUCACCCACUAAGGAUUUUUGUAAGCAGUAUACAGAUAAAGACUGUCUUCAUAUCCAAAAAGAGAUUUCACCUGCAACCCCUCAUAUACAGAAGCUUGAAAACACCCCAGAUACAUCUUUAGUAGCUAAAGAGAAGCCUUGCAAAAAACACAUCAUAGCUGAAAACAUAAAUAACAAUUUGGUGUGUUUAACACAAGAUCAGCUACGACAGAUUUUGAUGACAGUAAACCAAGGAAAUGGAUUUGUUUCCCUGACUGAGAAUGGAGAGGAGGAGGAAACAAGUCAGGAUAAUCUACACUUACAAAAUAUUCCUAAUCAGCCAAAAGAUGAGAAUGUUAUGGGAUUAGUGCAGAAAACUGAGGCUGUUUCAUGCAUCCAAGAUGAAAAUAAGUCUGUCUUCAGUAAAAAUCAAGAGGCAUCUAAACCGUAUGAGCAGAAAAUUGUCAUAGAGAAUGAAUGGAAACCGGCUGACAUAUUCAGUACUCUGGGAGAAAGGGAACGUGAUAGAAAUUUGUUGGAAGCAAAACGAGCCCAAUGGAGAAAAGAGCUAGAUGAACAGGUUGCUUUAAAGAAGAAAGAAAAAGAAGCUUCUGAAAAAUGGAAUAAUCCUUGGAAAAAAUCUGAAAGUGAUAAAGUAGCAUGGGAAAAAUUUCAGAUUCCUAAUCAAUCAAGGGAAUCUGUACUGCUGGAACACUCUUUCAGUGCUGUAAAACAAGAGCAGCAGAACAAAUGGAUCGAAGAGUUGAAGAAACAAACAGAAAAUGACCAACAAAGGAAAACAGGGGAAAAAAUUAUGUAUUCAAAGAGUGAGGAGAAUGACAGAUGGGCAACGCAUUUUGAUUUAUUAAAGAGUCAUCCUGGUUCUCAGUCUUGGCUGUCAUCUCAGUUAACACAGAAACACCCAGAGUACUUCUGUGUCUCUCCUGACACUCAGAAGCUGGCUGAUGUCAGCAAUGCUUAUACACUUACUCCUGGAAGCCAGGUUGAAUCAUCAGAGGAAGAGCAUAUAGCAAAACCUCUUAGCAAUGUAGCUGUGGCAAACAGUCAGAAAACAAACUUUCUCCGUUCUAUGACUGCUCUCUUGGACCCAGCACAGAUUGAGGAACGGGACAGACGGCGACAAAAACAGUUAGAACAUCAGAAAGCAAUCACUGCUCAAGUAGAAGAGAAGCGCAGAAAAAAGCAACUGGAAGAAGAACAAAGAAGGAAGGAAGAACAAGAGGAGGACCAGCGCUUAGCACAAGAACGAGAACAGAUGCAGAAACAGUAUGAAGAAGACAUACUUAAGCAAAAACAAAAGGAAGAAACCAUGACUCUCAAGACAAAUGAGCUAUUCCAGAAAAUGCAGAGAGCACAGGAGUUGGCACAGAGACUGAAACAAGAACAGAGAAUCCGAGAAUUGGCUCAAAAGGGACAUGACACUUCUAGAUUGAUUAAAAAUCUCGGUGUUGACACAAUGCAAGUGGAUUAUAAGGCAUGCACUAACAUUCCUAACUCAAGAUAUGAUGCUGAUGAAAUUGGUGUAAAAAUGAAUACAUGUGUCAAUUCUCCUAUAGCCUCUCCUAAGAAGGAUACUGGUGUACAAACAGAUAACGUCAAUACAGGAAUUUGCACCAAUGUAGAAUCACACUGUGGGUCAGUAAUAGAAAGGGAAAUUAUAAAUUGUUCAUCUCCUGAGAUUUCUUCAGAAUUUAAUGGACAGUUUACCACUAAAAAUGACAAGGAAGAAGUCAGUCAGGAUAGAGGAGCCAACUUGGAAAAUGGAAAUAGUUGGUGUAAUAACCAGUUCAUAAGAACAGAGAUGCAAACAAAGCUCAUGAAGAAAUGUCCUAAAAGGCUUGACUGGAACAUAAAUAAGCCUCUCAAAAGGUAUGUCCCAGCAUCAGAAAAGUACCCUAAGGAGCUUCAAAAGCAGAGAGAAGAAAAAAAGGUAAGAAGGCAGAUGGAACUGCUUCAUUUGGUAGAGAGAAACAAUCCUGAACACCUUUCUCAAAAUAGAGGCACUUCACCAGAAAUUCUUCAUUCAUCUCAUCCAGAAGCUGAGUCAAAGAUCAGGUGGCUUCCAGUCAAGGAAGAAGCAGCUCUGAAAAUUCAUUCAUUCAGUAAGGAAAGGUUACAAUCAUCACCAGUUCCAGCAGUAAAAAACAGAACCCAACAAACUCAAACUAACACAUUAUACUUACCCCUAAGAAAAAGUAGCUACGAAAGAGAGACUCUGAUUGCAGAAGGUGGUCAAACAGAAUUGUCAUCUGGGAUGUCUGAACCAUCCCAUUUUAUUCCGUAUGUUCGAACAAAUGAGAUCUAUUACCUCGAUCCAGAUGCACCACUGUCUAGGCCUUCCACUCAGGACACUCAGUUCCAAAAUCCUCAUGAUUGUGACCAAGAACAAAGACAGCUGUUUGACUCUGCCCAUGUCAGGGAUCCACUUCUUAAUCCUAAUUUGGUGAAAAACAGGGAUCGACAGCAGGCAAUCCUUAAGGGACUUUCAGAACUACGACAGGGCCUUCUCCAGAAGCAAAAGGAGUUGGAAACUAAUCUGAUGCCUUUAGCUGCAAAUCAAGAAGAGAAUUUUAGUUCUUCAUUUUAAAUGUAGAAAGUGUCUUCCACAUGAUUAAAAAGUGAUCAUUCAACUGUGUUUUUUUAAAUACCCUAGACUUAUUUUUCAAAUGCUAAUUUAAAACUUGUACAUAAUGUAGUAAAAUGUUGUCUUUUAAAACUACAAUAAAAGACUUGCAUAAAAGCUUGAGUAGUAAAAAAAAAAAUUUUGUUACAUUAAGUCCUGUAAAAACUCUACUUACCUGACUUAAGUGUUUGUUCAUACAUACUACUCAUGCAUUUUGUUGUGUAAAGAACAUUACACUUUUACUGAACUUCAGAUUACUUUUCAAAACAUGAGAGUUAGCAUUACUAAUUGCAGGCAGUAAGUACAUUAAAGGCUUGAAAUCUAUCUCCUCCCUAUAUUUUAUCUGUAUAGCACUAAGGUGCUUAAUAAAUGAUAAUUAACUCUAAUUUAGGGCCAUCUCAAAAAUACACAUCCAUUUUGUGUAAGACUAACAAUUUAAAGCCCACUUUGGGCAAAAAGUUUGUAAACAGAAAAAGUUGGGUGUGAUGGCGCAAUGCUGGUCUUCCCAAGCAUAAAAAGGAGAGCAGUCUGUCUAGGUGAGCCAGGCAAAAUAUAAAAAGGGCUGAAGGCCUGGCUCAAGUGGUAAGAGUAAUGAUAGAGUAAUCAAAGCCCUGAGUUGAAACC
Messenger RNA from Castor canadensis (American beaver), 3550 nucleotides. RefSeq names its product coiled-coil domain containing 66 (gene Ccdc66). Gene Ontology annotation, biological process: cilium assembly. Gene Ontology annotation, cellular component: cilium; microtubule; photoreceptor inner segment. Lineage: Eukaryota; Metazoa; Chordata; Mammalia; Rodentia; Castoridae. Gene Ontology annotation, molecular function: microtubule binding. The record is from RefSeq and is a predicted model, not a curated record.